Austrofundulus limnaeus is the source of this 144-nucleotide messenger RNA. RefSeq names its product regulator of G-protein signaling 17. The record is from RefSeq and is a predicted model, not a curated record. NCBI's taxonomy places the organism in Eukaryota, Metazoa, Chordata, Actinopteri, Cyprinodontiformes, Rivulidae.
ACUUCUUCUGACAGAGGCAGGAAAAACAAAUUGAAAAAAGCCUGUCUGCUGGUGCGGGGCGUUGGAGUAGGAAAUAAACCCACCCGGAUGUGUCUCCGAAGACGCAGCGGAUACCGCCCUCCGGACCUGAUUCAUGCCGAAAUU